AUGGCAUCCGGCAACACCGGUGGAGCUAGUGGGACACCGACGAGCCCCAUCAGGCCUAUGAUGGCCUUGGAACCAAUCACUGCUCCCAUCUUCACACCAAUUACCAGUGAAACACCACAACAAAACGGCUCAACAAUAACUAUUGCUCCAAUGAGUGAAUUAUGGAGACCAAUCGUUGAAGAACCAACAUCCUACACCGUCGUGUUGACAUUAAAUGCCUCCGUACAAACUCAACAACUAACGAUGAUCUCAAGUAGCAUGGCACCACCAAUAGCGAACAACGUCAACGGCGUGCCGGUUAUCUCACAAGUGUCACCGCUAAACAAGAUUACGAGAGAACAAACGACAGUUUCCCAAACACUCCCAUUUACGACAAGCAUACCCUUCAACACAAAAAUCCCAUAA
This is a messenger RNA of Lactuca saligna, 405 nucleotides long. NCBI's taxonomy places the organism in Eukaryota, Viridiplantae, Streptophyta, Magnoliopsida, Asterales, Asteraceae. The record is from the annotation of a GenBank genome assembly.